Bacillus rossius redtenbacheri is the source of this 1027-nucleotide messenger RNA. RefSeq lists its product as uncharacterized. The transcript is spliced from 4 exons. Lineage: Eukaryota; Metazoa; Arthropoda; Insecta; Phasmatodea; Bacillidae. The record is from RefSeq and is a predicted model, not a curated record. Bases 184 to 816 code for a protein of 210 amino acids.
UUAACUUUGUUUAUAGUCUGAAGCAUCCAAGGCUGUACCACAGCAAACAAGUGACAAACAGCUUGUUUGAAGAGGGCACUUGACCUCAUAAGAGACCUAACCAGGUUACAGUUAUCGAGGCGAGAGGCACGCCAGGGGUAUAUAUAGCAGAGCAGAGCACAGUGGCAGCACGAUCACAGCGACAUGGAGGAUCUAACCCUACUGCUAUUCCUGCUCCUAGCGGCCGGCGCAAGCGGCCACGGCAUGGUGAUGGAGCCUGUCAACCGGGCGUCCAUGUGGCGACUGGGCUUCCACACGCCAAAGGACUAUGACGACGACGGGCACUUCUGCGGUGGCAUCAGCGUCCAGUGGGAGCAGAACGGCGGCAAGUGUGGGGAGUGCGGGGAUGACUACGCCCUCCCUCGCCCGCGUCCCAGCGAGAACACCGGCAAAUACGGGCGGGGGAUCAGCGUAAAGACCUACAAGAGCGGGCAGGCGUUCACGGCAGCCGUGGAUCUCACCGCGAACCACAAGGGCUACUUCCAGUUCGACCUGUGCCCCCUGCGCUCUGCCGACGAGCUGGAGACGGACGAGUGCUUCUCGCGGUACCCCCUGUCCCAGGCCGAGGGCAGCACCCAGUACCGCGUGCCCUCCACCAAGCCCGGCUACUACAAUGUCAGCCUGGUGCUGCCGGCCGGACUGCGCUGCGAGCGUUGCGUCUUCCGCUGGACCUACGUCGCAGGCAACAACUGGGGAAUAUGCAGUGAUGGGAGUGGGGCGGAUGGCUGUGGACCACAAGAGAACUUCAGAACAUGUUCAGACAUCACCAUCGCGUGACAACUCACACAUCACCCCAAACAUUAUUUAAACUUCAGCUCUAUAUAGCAUCUUCCUAAAUUAUUUAUUUAUGUUUUCAAUUAUGUAAUUUUUCAAAUUUUUUCAAUAAAAAUGUUUUGAGAAAUGUGUGUUGGUUUGUCUCUCACUGUCAGGUUAGUAAAGAUAAAAUUCCUGCGACGUCAUCAGCACUUGCAGCACUGCCUGGCUGCCG